Molecule: messenger RNA, 7304 nt
Organism: Parus major (Great Tit)
Lineage: Eukaryota; Metazoa; Chordata; Aves; Passeriformes; Paridae
Gene: AOX1
Product: aldehyde oxidase 1
Exons: 34
Coding region: 1060-4881 (1273 amino acids)
Molecular function (GO): NAD binding; oxidoreductase activity; FAD binding
Source: RefSeq, a predicted model, not a curated record
CAGGAACUAAGUAUGGCUGUGGAGGAGGUGGCUGUGGUGCCUGCACAGUGAUGAUAUCAACUUAUGAGCCAGCUUCAAAGAAGAUACGCUCUGUAUGCUGCACGUGAUGCCAUAUGACAUGGAAUAUGACUUUGGUCAUUUUGGGUCAGCUGUCCCAGCUGUGUCCCCUUCCAGUUUCUUGUGUCCCUCAGCCUCCUCAUUGGUGGGGUGGGGUUAGAGGCAGAAAAGACCUUGACUCCGUGUAAGCCCUGCUCUGCAGUAACUAAACAUCCCCGUGUUAGCAGCACAACACAGCCUUGCACUGGCUACUGUGAAGAAAGUUAACUCUAUCCCAGCCAAAAGCAGCAUACUGGCAUAUGAUUGGUGGGAAGGUAGGGCAGGCAGAAGUGUGAGUCUUACCAACCUUUUAAAACUCAACUCCACCCAUUACACCCCACCCACAAAAAGGAAGACUUUGAAACUCAAAACCAAAGUUUCAUUAAACUAAAAACUGGAAUAAAUUGCUCUUAAGUUGAGGAAACUCUAAUCAAAUUCUUAAAUGGUUACAUGUCAUUGUGCAUUGAAGUGUUUAAAUGGGGAAAAAAGCAUUCCAGUUGUCCUUUUGUACAGUUACAUUACAUUGGAAUGCAACACAAAUGAAAAUGUUUAAAGUUAAUGGAAGAGCUAAACUUAAAGCAGACUCCUGAAAAGAAACAUUUCAAUUAUGUUAAAAAACCAAAUAAUUUUAUUAAAGUUAUUAAAUGCUUUGAAGAGUCUUCAUUUUGGUGUGUUGUUCCUAUUUAGUGUGAUAUUUAUUUUACAUCGGCUUUGGAUCAGAAUUUUAAUUAUAAAUUUGCCACAGUAAUUCUUCCUUCCAGUGCCUACACCAGUCUUCCCUUCCCUAUCUUCCUUCUCCAAAAUACAGUUGACAGAUUGCUUGUGGGCAAGAGAGACAAGAGGGCAAUUAGAAAAGACUGAGAUAUUAAGGAAGAUAAAAAUUCCAUGGAAUUAUCUUUAUUAGGUACAUUUUUAUCCAGAGGACAAGAGACGUAGCUAGAAAAUGAUCCCUUCUCAUUCCAAAUGUUAAUAGUGGCUGCUUUACACUAUUCAGCCAAUGCAUGUUUGCUUCCCAUUUGUUCCUUGUACGGUGCAGCAGUGACUACAGUGGAAGGUGUUGGAAGUACAAAAACCAGGAUUCAUCCAGUUCAGGAAAGACUUGCCAAGUGCCAUGGCUCCCAGUGUGGUUUCUGCACACCUGGAAUGGUGAUGUCCAUAUACACUUUGCUAAGAAACCACCCAGAACCAACUUCGGAGCAGAUGAUUGCAGCUCUGGCUGGGAACUUGUGCCGCUGUACUGGAUACAGGCCAAUCCUAGAUGCCUGUAAAACUUUCUGUAAGGAAUCUAUUUGUUGUCAAAGGAAAGCAAAUGGAAAAUGUUGCUUGGAUCAGGAAGAUGACUUGUUUGACAAUAAAGAGAAGGUCUCCACCAGCCUGUUUUCAACAGAUGAAUUCCAGCCCUUAGAUCCCACCCAGGAGCUUAUAUUCCCUCCAGAACUAAUGAGAAUGGCAGAAAAUCAACCAAAAAGAACUCUGGUUUUUCAUGGGGAGCGAGUAACGUGGAUUUCUCCUGUAAGCUUGGAUGAACUGCUGGAUCUGAAAGCCGCCCACCCUAAAGCACCUCUUGUGGUUGGGAACACCGGUGUGGGACCUGACAUGAAAUUCAGAGGUGUGUUCCAUCCAGUUCUUAUUGCUCCUGCAAGGAUCCCAGAUCUGAAUGUGUUGAAAUACACAAAUGAUGGAUUAACUCUGGGAGCUGCCUGCAGCCUCUCUCUAGUGAAAGACAUCUUGACAAAUGCAAUUGCCGAGUUCCCUGAAGAAAAGACAAGGGUUUUCUGUGCAGUCUUGCAGCAAUUGAGAACUCUGGGCGGAGAACAGAUAAGAAAUGUUGCUUCGUUUGGUGGAAACAUCAUAAGUAGAAAAUCGACAUCAGACUUGAAUCCUGUUUUGGCAGCCAGCAACUGUAUGCUCAAUCUUGCUUCAAGAGGACAAAAGAGACAGAUUCCUAUGAGUGAUAUUUUUGCAGAUGGAGUUGGUAACAAUACCAUUACACCAGAAGAGGUCUUAGUCUCUAUCCAUAUUCCUUAUUCUAGAAAGGGGGAGUAUGUCGCUGCAUUUCGACAAGCACCAAGACGGGAAAAUGCUCUUCCAAUAACCAAUGCUGGGAUGAGAGUCCUUUUUGAAGAGGGAACAGACAUUAUAAAGGAUCUAAGUAUUUUCUAUGGAGGUGCUGUCUUGACAACAGUCUGUGCAAAACAAACCUGUCAGACACUUAGUGGAAGACACUGGAAUGAACAAAUGUUGGAUGAAGCAUGCAGACUAGUUCUUAAAGAAAUUGCUCUUCCAGGCUCAGCUGAUGGUGAAAAUAUAGACUAUAAGAAAACUUUGAUGGUCAGUUUCUUCUACAGAUUUUUCCUGGAAGUAUCACAAUCGUUGAAGACAAUGGAUCCUUGCCAUUUUCCUGGCAUACCUAUGGAAUAUGGGAGUAUCCUACAAGAUUUCAAAACCAGAAUGCCCCAGAGUAUCCAAAUAUACCAGGACGUAGGGCCGAGCCAGUCUCCCCAGGACCCUGUAGGACGGCCCAUUAUGCACCAGUCAGGGAUAAAGCAUGCCACUGGUGAAGCAGUCUACAUUGAUGACCUUCCUUCUGUGGAUGGGGAGCUUUUCCUGGCUGCUGUCACUAGUUCCAGAGCUCACGCUAAGAUUGUAUCUAUUGAUACCUCAGAGGCCCUAAAAGGAGCAGGUGUGUUUGAUGUCAUAACAGUUCGUGAUGUGCCAGCUGCAAAUGAAUUUUAUUUUUCUGAUGAUCCAGAGAUUAUAUUUGCAAGAAACGAGGUGAUUUGUGUGGGUCAGAUUGUCUGUGCUGUGGUUGCAGAUUCAGAUGUUCAUGCCAAACAAGCAGCUGCAAAAGUGAAGAUAGAGUAUGAAAUGCUGGAACCAGUAAUUUUAACAAUUGAGGAAGCUAUAAAACACAACUCGUUCUUUGAGCCAAAAAGAAAAUUAGAACAAGGAAAUGUUGAUGAGGCAUUUGAAACUGUAGAUAAUAUAAUUGAAGGGGAGAUUUGCAUUGGGGGACAGAAACACUUUUACAUGGAGACUCAGAGUGUGCUUGUUGUUCCAAAAGGAGAGGAUGAAGAAAUGGAUUUGUAUGUGUCAACACAGCAUCCAGCAAUUAUUCAGGAGAUGGUAGCUGCGAGUUUAGGUGUUCCAGCCAACAGGAUCAUGUGCCAUGUUAAACGAGUUGGUGGAGCUUUUGGUGGGAAAAUCCUGAGAACUGGCUUGCUGGCAUCAAUUGCUGCUGUGGCAGCAAACAAAACCAGCAGAGCAGUCCGUCUUAUUCUGAGCCGAGAGGAUGAUAUAGUAAUCACUGGUGGCCGACAUCCUUUCAUUGCUAAAUAUAAAGUUGGCUUCAUGAAUGAUGGUAGAAUCACAGCUGUGGAUGCCAAAUAUUAUGUUAAUGGAGGAUGUACCCCUGAUGAAUCUGUCCUGGUAGCAGAAGUAUCCUUAUUAAAAAUGGACAAUGCAUACAAGAUUCCCAACUUGAGAUGCUGGGCUUAUGUCUGCAAAACAAACUUGCCAUCAAAUACGGCCUUCCGAGGCUUUGGCUUUCCUCAAUCAGGACUGGUGGCAGAAACUUGGAUAACAGAUGUUGCAGAUAAAACUGGUUUAUCACCAGAAAAGAUUAGGGAAAUAAAUAUGUAUAAGAAGAACGAGCAGACACAUUUCAAACAAGAACUUGAUCCACAGAAUUUAAUACGAUGUUGGAACGAAUGUAUUGAGAAAUCUGCAUACUACAGUAGGAGAACAGCUAUCAAUGAAUUUAACAAACAAAAUUACUGGAAGAAAAGAGGGAUUGCCAUUGUACCAAUGAAAUUUCCAUUUGGAGUAAGCACACCUUACCUUUCUCAGGCUGCUGCACUGGUUCAUAUUUAUACUGAUGGGUCUGUCCUUCUGACACAUGGUGGAAUUGAAAUGGGGCAGGGUAUUCAUACAAAAAUGAUCCAGGUUGCUAGUCGGGAAUUGAACAUCCCCAUGUCAUGUAUUCACUUCUGUGAAACUAGCACAACAACCGUUCCCAAUGCAUGUGCCUCAGUAGGAUCUGCAGGGACAGAUGUCAAUGGCAUGGCUGUGAAGGAUGCUUGCCAAACUCUUCUGAAACGCCUGCAGCCCAUCAUCAAGAAGAACCCAACAGGGACCUGGAAUGAUUGGAUUAAAGAAGCUUUUAAACAGAGUGUGAGCCUUUCAGCUACUGGCUAUUUUAGAGGUUACAAUGAAUACAUGGACUGGGAGAAAGGGGAAGGACAUCCAUUCACAUAUUUUAUUUUUGGAGCUGCUUGUUCAGAGGUUGAAAUUAACUGUCUAACAGGAGAUCACAAGAACCUCAGAACAGACAUUAUUAUGGACAUUGGAUGCAGCAUAAAUCCAGCUGUGGAUAUAGGACAGAUUGAAGGUGCUUUUGUUCAAGGCAUUGGACUGUACACAAUGGAGGAGUUAAAGUAUUCUUCAGAAGGAGUCCUCUAUACGCGAGGUCCAGAUCAGUAUAAGAUUCCUGCUGUUUGUGAUAUUCCAGAACAGUUCAGUGUUUCCCUGCUGUCAUCUUCUCAAAAUCCUUAUGCCAUCUAUGCAUCCAAGGGGAUAGGUGAGGCAGGAUUUUUCUUGGGAUGCUCUGUGUUCUUUGCUUUGAGAGAUGCAGUAACCAGUGUGAGGAAUGAAAGAGGACUGAAAAAGACCUUUGCACUGAACAGCCCCCUGACUGCUGAGCAAAUACGAGCAAACUGUGCUGAUGCCUUUACUGAGAUGAUUGCAAACAAUGAAGUGCUUCCUCCUCGGGCCACAUCCGUGUGAAUGACAAACUGUAGUGCACAUGACUGGAAUGGAAAACUGAUUUACUGCACCAAUCAACACACAAACAACUGUAUUUUCUCUUUUUCUGAAUAGAAUCAGCUUCUAAACAUAUGAAUUUUAUAUCUUGCGUCUUUAUCUUCAUUCUUCCUCCAGUGUACUCAUUACAGUAUUUUGCUUAAAUGACUGCAUUUAAUUGUUAGAAAUAAAUCUUCUGCAUUUGAACCAUAUCUUUUUAACAUGGUAGAUCUGCUGAUCAGCACAAUUCGAAUGCUGCAGGAGAGGAAAGUUAGAAUGAAGUGUAAAGGUAUGCUAGAUAACUUACUGCCUCAUAUUACACUAAACAACUUAAUAUGAUAAAUGAUUUUGUAAUGGCUUCAGCUUAUUUUCUAAUUCAGAUUUGUGUCUUGCAGUGAAGUGUGAGUGCAGAGAUAUGUGUCAAAGAAUCAGAGCUUUGUUUGUUGGAUUCGGAACCUUUUUGACUAGAAGUGGUGCUUUCACUUGUAGUAAAGCUGGUUUAGAAUCUUUUGGCACAGGUAUCUUUGUGUUAAAAAUAUGUAAGAAACAAGAGUUAUGAUUCUCUUUUGCUAUGCCAGGUAAGUUGCCAUGGCUGGCCUAGAUACGUAAAAUCUUAUCCCAAAAGUUGACACAGUUGUAAUUUCCACCAGAAGUUUUCUUUAUCUCAUGGAGCAAGCCAAAAGCAUCUGAACACAAUGGGAAAAUUGACAUGGAGUUCAGUGUGCUUUGAAUGGGGGAAUGGAUGACAUGUCAGCCUGCAGGCUCUUAUUAUUUCACCACCUCUCAAUGUUCCACAGUUUCUCUUCUCUUUCCUUCAUUUGUUGAGCUGACAGUGUAUCUGCAACAGAAAUCAGGUCAGUUGCUUAAAUAGCUUUAGCAUUGGCUAUUAAGAUAUGAAGUCUUUAUGGUUUCAGUUUGUUUCUCUGUAACCAUGAUGAGUCAGUGAAAUGCAGUUGCUCAAACAUGGCUGUCCAGACCAUUUUAGAUGUCAUAAGACCGUAGACAUGGCACAGGAGAGCACAGGACUGGAAGAUAUAGAGCAGCUUGAGACCAGGCAGGUGAUAGUAAUUGUAAUCAUUGGAAGUGACAACUUAUACUUCUCAGCUACUUCACAGUAUCUUUAGCUUCCUGUUACGUAUAAAAAAGUGUGUUUUUUACCAGGCAGUGUAAUGAUCAGAUCUGAAUGAAGGUUGUAGACUGGUGAUGGAGGAAAUUUUUCUCCCUCCACCAGGUCUGGGUAGAAGAGUAGAAUAUAGAAUAACUCUGCUUGUCAGCUUUCAUUUCAGAUUCUAUCUGGAGCUGUUAUAAUGAGAAUUUUACCCUUCUAACUUUUCAUUCUUAAGCCUCUACUAAUUGUAACAUGAAGCUGCUGAAACAUUUGACACUGUGGGCAGUCUUUUAUAUUUUUAUAGAUUUCCCGGGAGUUCAGGGUGCAGAUGCACUCCUUGCCCUCAAGGUGUUGUGCAGAUCAGGCUGUCCUGAACAGGACAAACAGGGACAUAGCUUUCUGAGAUGCAAGAGCUCAGCAGAAUUUAGUUAAACUGUCCAGUGAGCCUCAGGACAAAUAAAUGAAAUGACCUACUGUGUCACCUCUGUGAUUGUUCAAGUCUGAAAGAUCUAUUUGUAAAGCUACAGUAUGAAAAGGAGAGGUGAUUGGCAUGUGAAAGUUUGUUCAUGGGAAGACUUCAAUUAAAAAUUUCCGAAUUUCAUCGUGAAUUUUCACCUUUUGUUUAGUUGCAAAAUUUUAAAACUUCUAAAAUCAAAGUUUUGCUGAUUCUUAGCAGUUUGCCACUAAAACUUUCAGCAUCAUCCAAUAAUUUGUUUUUUGUCCUGUAAGAGAUUAAAAAUAUGUUUUAUACCAUACUCUUUACUCAGUAAAAGCCCAACCAAAAUGUAAAUGUUGGAAGAUUUUCAUGGUCCCUGAUAAUAGUCUGUUUCAAAUUAAUGUGAAUUAUCAGCAGUUCAACAACAAAGAGCACCAAAGAUGUAUUUUAAUUAAGUAGGUCUGAAAUGCUUUCAAUUACAGGCUGACUUUGAAAUAAUAAGAGUUUGAUGAUGAGAAUUUAAAUAGCAAAAAAAUGGAUUAAACGAUUUUUCAGUCUAGUCAACACUAGCCAGAAUAGUAAUUUACCUGUCUCUUUAGCAAGAUAGGAAAGAAGGAAUUAGAAUGAUUCCCAACUGUAUUCCUGACUUCAGAUGCAUUUUCUCUGAAGUAAACAGUAUGAAAGACGAUUGUUUGAAGCAGUGGUGAUGCUGAAGUCUGCAAAGGUGUGGCUUGCUUCACUUUUUUGGGCUCAUCCACCUCAAUUCUGUCAGUCUUCUCCAUAUAGAUUCUGACCUCUGAUGUUUUUCUGCUCUGCUUUUUACUAUUUCCAACUGUUCCAAAUCAAAUGUCAUGACGCCCUUUA